AUGGAUCGUACAACUCACAUACUAAUAGUUUCUCUUAUAUUAAUUACUAAUUAUUUCUAUUAUGCCAAAUGUUCAAUAUACCACAAUGUAAAGUACUUUGAAACUUUGGAUUCAUCAAGUCUUAACCAUCAUGUAGUAAAGAGAGGAACUAAGCAUUCAAGCCAUCCCUUCAACACUAUCAAAGAGUUGCACUUCAGGACGCUAGGAAGAGAUUUCAGAUUAAUAUUGCAUCCACAUAGUUCAGUAUUGCAUUCAAAUUUUAAAGCAUAUACUGUUGAUGGUGAUGGAAAAAAGACUAUUGUUCAUGUUGAUCGAGACAACUUUUACACUGGUAGAGUGUUUGGUGAAACAAUGUCUGAUGUCAAGUUACACAUAGAUGAUGGAGUGAUUACAGGAAUAAUACAUACACCAGAUGAGACAUACCAUAUUGAGCCUUCCUGGCGUCAUUUACCAGAUCAGCAGGAUGGUACAAUGAUAACGUAUCGGUCCUCAGAUAUACGCUUCAGUUGGGCGCAUGCUAAUGGGAGCAGGCCACGAGUUUGCGGCUAUGUAAAGGAGGGACAAGAAUUGGAGGAAGACGAUGAUGACAGCUACAACGACAUUCUAGAAACAAAGCAGGAACAAUCUGAAAAGGACAAAUAUCUGGAAAAUACUCAGGGCGCCCAACACGAGGCGGUUAUUCCUCAGUUCGAAGACGAAGGUGCGCCUAACUACAAAAGAGUUAAGAGGCAAAGCGACUAUGAAUACACACCAACGAAAACAAGAUGUCCGCUGUUGCUCGUCGCUGACUAUAGAUUCUUUCAAGAAAUGGGAGCCAGUAAUACAAAGACCACUAUCAGCUAUCUCAUAAGCCUUAUCGACCGCGUACAUAAAAUCUACAACGACACAGUGUGGCAAGAUCGACAGGAUAUGGACGGUUUCAAAGGGAUGGGUUUCGUUAUAAAGAAGAUAUUAGUGCAUUCGGAACCGACGCGGGUGAGAGGCGGUGAAGCUCACUAUAAUAUGGUCCGCGAAAAGUGGGACGUCCGAAAUCUCCUUGAGGUAUUUAGUCGGGAAUAUUCCCACAAGGAUUUCUGUCUGGCGCAUUUGUUCACUGACCUCAAGUUUGAGGGUGGUAUCCUGGGCUUGGCUUAUGUCGGGUCGCCUAGGAGGAACUCGGUUGGCGGCAUUUGCACUCCAGAGUAUUUCAAGAAUGGUUACACACUAUACCUGAACUCUGGGCUGAGUUCAUCUCGGAACCACUACGGGCAGCGCGUGAUAACUCGCGAAGCAGAUCUGGUAACGGCGCACGAGUUCGGCCACAACUGGGGCUCGGAGCACGACCCCGACGUGGCCGAGUGCUCACCCACGGCCAGCCAGGGCGGCUCCUACCUUAUGUACACGUACAGCGUCAGCGGAUAUGACGUCAACAAUAAGAGGUUUUCACCAUGCAGUCUGAGGUCCAUCAGAAAAGUACUACAAGCUAAGUCUGGGCGUUGUUUCUCCGAGCCAGAGGAGAGUUUCUGCGGGAAUUUACGAGUUGAAGGCGGCGAGGAGUGCGAUGCCGGGCUUCUUGGUACCGAAGAUAACGACAUGUGCUGCGACAAGAAUUGUAAACUUAGAAAGAAUCAAGGUGCAGUUUGCAGCGACAAGAACUCUCCGUGCUGCGCGGGCUGCGUGUUUGCCGCGGCGGGCGUGGUGUGCCGCGAGGCCGCGCACUCCGCCUGCGAGGGCGAAGCCACGUGCAACGGCGCUGCGGCAGACUGUCCCAAGGUAUGUACACACUGUGCGAGGGCGAGGCCACGUGCAACAGCGCUGCGGCAGACUGUCCCAAGGUACGUGCACACUGUGCGAGGGCGAGGCCAAGUGCAACGGCACUGCGGCAGACUGUCCCAAGGUACGUGCACACUGUGCGAGGGCGAGGCCAAGUGCAACGGCGCUGCGGCAGACUGUCCCAAGGUACGUGCACACUGUGCGAGGGCGAGGCCACGUGCAACGGCGCUGCGGCAGACUGUCAAAAGGUACGUGCACACUGUGCGAGGGCUAGGCCAAGUGCAACGGCGCUGCGGCAGACUGUCCCAAGGUACGUGCACACUGUGCGAGGGCGAGGCCAAGUGCAACGGCACUGCGGCAGACUGUCCCAAGGUACGUGCACACUGUGCGAGGGCGAGGCCACGUGCAACGGCGCUGCGGCAGACUGUCCCAAGGUACGUGCACACUGUGCGAGGGCGAGGCCAAGUGCAACGGCGCUGCGGCAGACUGUCCCAAGGUACGUGCACACUGUGCGAGGGCGAGGCCACGUGCAACGGCGCUGCGGCAGACUGUCCCAAGGUACGUGCACACUGUGCGAGGGCGAGGCCAAGUGCAACGGCACUGCGGCAGACUGUCCCAAGGUACGUGCACACUGUGCGAGGGCGAGGCCAAGUGCAACGGCACUGCGGCAGACUGUCCCAAGGUACGUGCACACUGUGCGAUGGCGAGGCCAAGUGCAACGGCGCUGCGGCAGACUGUCCCAAGGUACGUGCACACUGUGCAAGGGCGAGGCCACGUGCAACGGCGCUGCGGCAGACUGUCCCAAGGUACGUGCACACUGUGCGAGAGCGAGGCCAAGUGCAACGGCGCUGCGGCAGACUGUCCCAAGGUACGUGCACACUGUGCGAGGGCGAGGCCACGUGCAACGGCGCUGCGGCAGACUGUCCUAAGAUACGUGCACACUAUGCGAGGGCGCCGGCCAUAGCGGACGAACACGAGUGCGCAGAACGCGGUCGUUGCCGCAACGGGUCCUGCGUGCCCUAUUGCGAAACACAGGGCAUGCACAGCUGCAUGUGCGACAUCGUUGCGGACGCGUGCAAACGCUGCUGCCGCAAGAGUCUGAACAAGACGUGCUUCCCCGUCGCACACAACGACAUACUGCCCGACGGAACUCCCUGUAUACAAGGAUUCUGUAAUAAGGGCGUCUGCGAGAAAACAAUACAAGACGUGGUGGAGCGAAUCUGGAAUAUAAUAGAGGACAUCAACAUCAACAACGUGUUGGGAUUCUUGCGGGACAACAUAGUGGGGGUGGUUGUCCUUGUAACCGCUUUCGUGUGGAUACCGGCCAGUUGUGUGAUAAGCUACGUGGACAGACGCAGACAGCGCCAACAUCAGAAGUAUCUCGAGUGGGAGAGACAGCACGACCUCGUGCAUCCCUCUUCCCCGCGCAAAAUUAUCCAUACGCGAUUACCAAAGCAAAAACCAACUGGCAUAAAGACUGUCAUUCAAGGCACAAGUCAACUUUAA
Parnassius apollo (apollo) is the source of this 3258-nucleotide messenger RNA. NCBI's taxonomy places the organism in Eukaryota, Metazoa, Arthropoda, Insecta, Lepidoptera, Papilionidae. The record is from the annotation of a GenBank genome assembly.